AUGUGGAAGGGGCUGGACGAGGCGGCCCAGAAGACCUGGAACGAUAAGGCGUGUCAAGACGAGGCGGACUCGGCGCCGCCGCCGGCCAAGAGCCAGAAAGGCGCCGCCGACGCCUCGCCCUCGCCGACGGCGGCGCCGGAGGCAUCGCCAGCGACGCCGAAGUGGUCCCAGGCUGAGGUCAACGCGAUGACCGUCCCGAGGCUCAAGGCCGCGCUCACGGAGCUCGGAUGCGAGACCUCCGGGCUCAAGGCCGUCCUGAAGGCGCGCCUCGUCGAGAAGCUCGGGCUCUAA
This is a messenger RNA of Pelagomonas calceolata, 291 nucleotides long. The record is from the annotation of a GenBank genome assembly. Lineage: Eukaryota; Pelagophyceae; Pelagomonadales; Pelagomonadaceae.